Messenger RNA from Gavia stellata (red-throated loon), 2616 nucleotides. RefSeq names its product MAPK interacting serine/threonine kinase 2 (gene MKNK2). Gene Ontology annotation, cellular component: nucleus; cytoplasm. Bases 30 to 1442 code for a protein of 470 amino acids. Gene Ontology annotation, molecular function: ATP binding; calmodulin binding; calcium-dependent protein serine/threonine kinase activity. NCBI's taxonomy places the organism in Eukaryota, Metazoa, Chordata, Aves, Gaviiformes, Gaviidae. The record is from RefSeq and is a predicted model, not a curated record. The transcript is spliced from 13 exons. Gene Ontology annotation, biological process: protein autophosphorylation; peptidyl-serine phosphorylation; intracellular signal transduction.
CGCCCCCCGCCGCUCCCCCCCGCAGCAAGAUGGUGCAGAAGAAAUCAGAGAUCCCGGGUUUCCACCGCUCCUUCAAGGGACAAAACCCCUUCGACCUGGAGUUUGACCAGUCCAACCACCUUGAGUCCGUCUUCAACUUCGAGUGCCCACCCCGUCCCGACAUGCCUUCAAGUCAACCCAUCGAUAUUCCCGACGCCAAGAAAAGGAACAAGAAGAAGAAGCGCUGCAGAGCCACCGACAGCUUCUCUGGCAGGUUCGAAGAUGUUUACCAGCUGCAGGAGGAGGUGCUGGGAGAAGGGGCCCAUGCCAGAGUCCAGUCCUGCGUUAACCUCAUCACCAACAAGGAGUACGCGGUGAAGAUCAUCGAGAAGCGCCUGGGACACAUCCGCAGCAGGGUCUUCCGGGAGGUGGAGAUGCUGUAUCAGUGCCAGGGACACAGGAACGUCCUGGAGCUGAUUGAGUUCUUUGAGGAGGAGGAGAGGUUUUACCUGGUGUUCGAGAAGAUGAGGGGAGGCUCUAUCCUGACCCACAUCCACCGGAGACGCCACUUCAAUGAGCUGGAGGCCAGCGUGGUGGUGCAGGAUAUUGCCAGCGCCCUGCACUUUUUGCACAACAAAGGAAUAGCGCACAGGGAUCUAAAACCAGAAAAUAUUCUGUGUGAGAGCCCGGACCAGGUCUCCCCAGUGAAGAUCUGCGACUUUGACCUGGGAAGCGGCAUCAAACUCAACGGCGAUUGCUCCCCCAUUUCCACCCCGGAGCUGCUCACCCCGUGCGGCUCCGCCGAGUACAUGGCCCCGGAGGUGGUGGAAGCCUUCAACGAGGAGGCAUCCAUCUACGACAAGCGCUGCGACCUGUGGAGCCUGGGCGUCAUCCUGUACAUCAUGCUGAGCGGGUACCCCCCCUUCGUGGGCCACUGCGGCUCUGACUGCGGCUGGGACCGGGGCGAGGCGUGCCAUACCUGCCAGAACAUGCUUUUUGAGAGCAUCCAGGAGGGGAAGUAUGAGUUUCCUGACAAGGACUGGGCACACAUCUCCUUUGGAGCCAAAGACCUCAUUUCCAAGCUGCUGGUGAGAGAUGCCAAGAAGCGGCUCAGCGCAGCCCAGGUCCUGGAGCACCCCUGGGUGCAGGGGUGCGCCCCGGAUAACACCCUGCCGACCCCCAUCAUCCUGCAGAGGAACAGCAGUGCCAAAGAGCUCACCUCCUUCGCCGCCGAGGCCAUCGCCGUCAACCGCCAGCUGACGCAGCGCGACGAGGACGAGGAGGAGGAGGCGGAGGAGGAAGCACGACCCAUCAUCAUCAAAGCUACCUCACGGGCCAUGCAGCUCUCUCCCCCCUCCGAGUCCAAGCUGGCCAAGCGGCGGCAGAAGAGCAGCCUUGCCAAGGCGGUGGCCGCCGGGCAGCACCUGGUGGCCCCGCUGGUCCUGGUGGCCGACCAAGCCUGAGCCGUGCCCCUCAGACCUGCUGUACCCAUGUCUCCCCUCCUCCUUUCUUUCUUUCUUUCUUCCCCCCCACCCCUAAAAACCCCACCGUUUCUGGCUAGUGACAAGAUCAGGACUCGUCCCUGUGGCUGGUUUCCAAGGUUUUGCUGAUCUUGUAGGUCUGGGGGUGGGAGGGUUUGUUUAAGAUCUUUUUUUUUAAGGUAUUAAAUCAAGCGUGAGGUUGCUUCACCCAGGGCACACUCAAGGACAUCUGACAGACACACGGACUUUUGUUUCCUGACUCUUGGUUUCUCUUCUGACAUUUUUCCCCCUCCCCGACACCAAAGGACUCUUUGUAUCCGCGGCUGCUUUGACGAUUUCAGCUCAUUUCAUACUGUGAACAAAAGACCCUUGGUCGCGUUUUCAACAACAGGAGUCGCGUUUUAACCUUGUCCCUCCCCUCGGAGCUGCAGGUCUUUCUCCGAUGUUGGGGUAGAUCCCACAAAAACCCCUCCCGGGGGGUCCGGGAGGCACCUCCAGGGCGCGGGGAGCCCCUCCGUCCCGUGCUUGGGGGCGUCCCCAGCCGUGCUUUGGGGGGACGCGGUGGGCGUUGCACAGGGAACCGCUUGGGUCAGGGAGAGAUGGUGCCAGCGAGGGAGCAGUGCCCCAUCCCACUGAGCUGCCCUCUCUCCUUGGCAGCCUGCUUCCAGAAUAAGCUAUUUGCCCCCUUUUUUUCUUUUUUUUUUUUAAUUAUUGGUUUUAAACUGCUAGCUGUGCUUCUCUACAGGGCACGGAGAAAUGUCUUCCUUUCUUCCCGCGCUCCAGCCGGCAGCUCCCCGGGGGUAAGGUCAGAGCUCGGGGGACGCACAGGCAUCCGGGGCUGUGCUCUUGCGUCGGGUUGGGUGUUGCACCCCUGUUUUCGUAGGGGGGGCUCGCCGGUGGCUCUGCCCUCAUGGAGGUGCAAGGAGGGGGAUGAGCUCUCGGUGGCUGGAGCAGGCAAACCAUCCCCCUCUGGAAAUAGCGGGGUGCUCUGUGGAAAGCAAAGGACCCCCCUUAUAGAGCAUUGGGACCUGCUGCAGGGCGGUGUGACCUGGUGUGGCUUCGGGCUGGCCCCGAGGCUGCUGUGGCGGGAGGGUCUAGGGGUGCGGAGGGUGCCGAGUGCCCAGGGGAUGCCGGUGGGUGAGUGGCCGGCUGGCGG